AUGGGCGAUAGACUUGAGGUAUGCUCUCAAGCACCUCCGGUGACACAGGUAGAGCUGUAAGGUAUAUUGGAGGUUUCACGAUGAAAAUAUUUUUGGAUACACACAAUGCAUUUUGAGAGGUAUACUCGUCGACAUAUUAUGGUUAUACUUCCGAUUCGUUUGUGGCCAACCUGCUUUCAUCGCCUUUUACGCCUGUUCAGCACUGUUGAAAGCUUUCUGGCGGUUCAGUAAAAUUCUCUGUGAGUUUUAUUCCACUCUAAUCUCGAGCUUCUCUGUUCCAAGAAAACCCCGUGUUUUUGUCAUCAUUUAUUUGCAAGUUAGUUAGAAAAUUAUGAUUCUGUGCCUAGCCUCACACCUUUCGCUUCGAAAAUCCCAAAGGCGUUGUUGAUUAGAGGAGCAAUAAAUGAGCUUACACGGACUGAAAACACUUGAUUGGGAGGGUGACGAGCGGAGUCAUUUCAGUAGAGAUUCUGUCGUCUCGCCUAAUGGAAACGCCUCAGGGGGCGGCUAACAUUUUUCUUUUUUCAUGAUGAUGUUGCACUUCCAACUCGAGAGACUCGAAAAGCUACAAGGGCAAAUUCAGUAAUUGUCAUGGUUUACGGCUUUGCGAUGCUUCUGGGGUAUUCUGUAGAGGCCUUUGUGGAAAACCAAGAAAAAAAAACAAUAUAUAAUAAGGGCACCCCUUGAAGCCUUUAUGCCAAGGUUUUUUUUUGAAUGAUUCAAAAAAAUCUUAGUUUCAAUUUGAAACCGUCUCGUCUAAUGAAAAAGUUUUUUACAAAAAAUUUUGGGCUCAUAAAUUUUUCCUUGUUACUUUACUUAGGUUUACUCAGUUUCUUGUUUCUUGAAGGGCUAAAUCAUCAGUUUUUGUCAAGUUCGAAACUUAUUGAAAUAGCCUCUUGGUGAAUGAUAAUGACUGGUUCUUUGCCGAUACCCCCCUGAUCCGAAUAUUUUUCGAAGAUCUCAUAGAAUCAAAAGUUGAAGAGGAGCCGAGAACCGUCUGGCCCAAGUAGAUAUGAAGAAGUGAGUGCGGCGGGAGGUAGGCGUCGGAGCGGAAGAGAAGGCGAGAGAGCAUUGUUGGAAGCUGAGCGGCCGCUCGCUCACGCACUCACAGGCAAAAGCUCGCCACUACUACUACUAGGAGCAGGCAGCCGCGCCGCGACGCGUACGCUCCGCUCCGUGGCUCCUCUCGAGCUCUUUGAAUCAACUACCGCCGGAGCUUCUCUGCCGUUUUUGUCGUAUCACUCGACCUGCCUCGUUGAACUCAGUUCGAGCGUGAUGGCCAACGCAAAAAAAAAAACUUGUUGCAAUUAUCAUCCGUUUUCCUCUUACUUUCCGCCGUUCCCAAGGCCGUUGUCCUCCAUUGUUCCAUGUUCUCAAGGAGCUAUCGAAAACAUUUUUCUCUUCGGAAAUACUCUCCUUCCCACUUUGUUUGCCGCAUUCUCUCUGAAUUAACAACAUAAAUUGUUGGUCUGUUAUACGUACGAAAUUUUUCUGGUUUGGACUCAUACCUGCUAUCAAACUAGGAAAAAAUGGGACGAGACUUUGACUAUUUGACUCGAACAAACAUUUGAAGAUUUUUUUAUUUCGUUUUAGUAUCGUUUUUUUCAUGACAAAUGAUGUAAAAAGAAAUUUCAUAAAACCUUGAAAGUUUAAAAAUUUAAUCGAUGUUGCUCUGUUUUGUUUCAUAGAAAGCGAAACGGACUUUGAAGAAGCAGUCAAAGAAGAAAAAUUUUUGUUUUUUUUGACUUUUUUUGGUGUGCUCCAGCAGGAAGUUCAGCUCACGCAACAUAUAAUUUUCCUGCAAUUGAUAGUUUCUCCGCCGUUUAUCGAGUUAAGAGAUAAUAAAAAAAAGAGCUUCACAAUCUCUAUCAAUAAAUUGUGCACAUUUUAUAUUAAAUUAUAAACAUGGUACUUUUCUCUGACAGACUUUUUUUCUUCACCCUGAAAGUAUUAAAAUCUUCUAGGUGUUUUCGGACAUUUAUAAUGAUUCAUUACAAAAUUUUCUCAUCAGAUGUAUUCUAGAAUUUUCCUGCGUAAGUUUUGUCUCUGUGUAAAUAGCACGCUCUUCUCUCGCUUUAAAUAUUUUUUGUUAACUGAAACUCUGGUGCAAAUUUCAGUAAAUGGGCAAAAUCGCGAAUUCUCCCAAAGCUAGUCCUGGGUUUUUUUUUUCUGUUACAUGCUACAAAAUUAUUCCUAUUACUUUGUCCACUGCCCAGAGGGUCGCAAAUGAGAAAAAUAAAUUUGCGAUAAAUAACUUUUUGAAAAAAAAAAAUUUUUCUGAGAGUGUGCUAAGACUUUUCUCUUUUUUUUUUCUUCACUUUCCCGCUCUUGGACCUUUUCUAAAGCUUUCCUGUAAUCUUUUGAAGCGUCGUUUCCAGAAGUUUUCAUGCGUUGGCUCUUUUUUUCGUUCCUUGAUAAGCUUCAUUUGCGUUUUCAACACUGAUUUCGAAAAGUUUUCGAUACUCAUUCCAGGUUCUGAGAGGUCCGCAACGCCAAGAAAGGAGAUGUGGUCUGGCGUCGGGUCGUGAUGGAGCCGCAGACGGCGACCGAGGCCUGCUGCGGAGCCACAGCCCGUGGACUCGACAUGUUCAAUCGCCGAGGUUCCGUCAUCGCUGUCGUCAUUGGAGGUCUUCUACUCACCCGUGAAAAAGUCUUCGAAGUGCCUUUGAAGCCAUCUGAUUGCAUUUGAGACGCAAAAAGAAAAAAAAAAUAGGAAAAAAAAGGGCUUCUGGGGCAAGUCGAGCUAAUGCUUUAACACCCUUUUCUGUCAAUGUAGUAGUUUAAUGAAUGAUAUGAACAUGUACUAUUUUUUUCCCGAGAAAAAAAUGAAUAAAUAAAAAAAGGUGACUAAGCUUUUUAGCGAAAAUUGAAAAAAGAAGCUCAGAACAUGGUUUUUUUUUUUGAUAAUUCAAAUCUUGAAGUAGGGUUGCAAAAAUUUGUAGCGAUUUCAAACAUUCUUUCACAUUUUGUAUUUUAGUCACGUAAUUAAUCUGGUUAUAAACCCGUAGUUUGAAGUUAGUGUACCAAAAAGCUGUGCGAAAGUUUAAAAAAUAAUGAUGGCUCGGAAAGUCGAAUUUAGUAAAAUGUUAUAGGGUUCUCCUACUAAGAAAAUUACUAACAGACGCUCACGACUUUAUUAGGAUGAACUAAUAUUUCUCAGAAACUCGCUUCUCGAAAUUUUGCGCUUCAAUGUGAAUGGUGACCUUCUUUGUUCUGUGGUGGAGCUUAUAAGCUUAACUUUCGAUUAAAUCUUUGGCACGUUUUUUCUCAAAGGCUGGAGCUGCUACCUGUUGCAUCACCACCUGCGAAUGGCAUCAGUCGUUUCCAGGUAACACAGCCGACGUUCUUCCGUGUCCGUCGACGUCGUCGUCGAUGAUUCCGUCGGACCAGCCGUCCACAAACUCAGACCCCGAUUCUCACGCUCAUCUCGAUCCUCAUUCGUACGUUUCCAUUCAACCUGCGCACAAAAAAAAAUGAAUUUAUUCUAUUGAUGUUGCAGAAAAAUUGAAAAUUUUUUGAAAAUCUUUAAAUAAAAUAGGUAUCUGAAAAUGAAGCCAUCGACAAAAAAAAGCUUAUUUUUUCGCACAACUGUUUCCUCAUGCCUGCACUAGAAAUAUUGGUCACAAUUUUAAAAAAAAAACUUUAAAAAAUAAAAAUAAGAAAAAGAUUCUGAUAGCGGCUCAUUUCUUCGCGACUCUGUUUUCCCAACGAUAUGCGGAAUAAAAAACGUUUUGCGAAUGGUUUUUGAUUUUAGAGACUGGCGACCCCCUUAUCCGCGGCUGACGGCCUUCCACGACUGCUUAUCUCUGGCUUCGGCUUGGUCUCUCGGCAUUCAUCCGAAUUGGCUCGACGACAAGCCCACAGGUCUCUCCACUCUUUUUUCGGGUUUCCUACGGUUCCAUUUGGAGGCGCGAGUCAGGCUCAGUCUCCAUGUGAGGACGACUCCGGCGACGGAAAGUUCAACGAACUUCUCGCCAGUUGUCCAGCUUUCAGGUACGUUCUUCAAAGUCAAUUUUCUCUAAUUCUGUUUUGCCACGAAACUAGGGAUUUCCCAGACUUUUUCUGAAAAAAUCUUGAAAAUUUGUCAAUUUGAAGUGUACAUUUUUCUCAAACUUCACCUUAUAUUGCCAAGUUUCAAAAAAAUUUAAUCAGAUAGUUUUUCAUUUUCUUAUUGCUUCACUGGCUUCUCUUUAAAAUGGCCUUGAGACUUUCAGACGGUAGUUUUAGUUUAAAAUGGACAAACUAAAAAAAGGGCUGCUGUUUUAAGUAGGUUCUGGUGGUAAAAAAAAAUUGACAGCGCUCUUUCCAAAAACUGUUUUUGGUAGCUUUACAUUGAAGUCUGAGCGUUUUUGGAUGGAAACGGGGAUAAAACUACAGAAACGAGCUCGGACUGGAGCCGACGAGAAGACUGGCUCUGUCGCGGUACACUUACGACGGCGUGGUGGAGGCUCACGAAUGCGAGAGUUGGAUGAGAGAACACGCGGCCGCCGAAGCGGGAAUCCUCGAGGACGUGUCCAACGUCUACCUCGGAGGCCGUCUCUGCGCCGCUCGACAGCCCAAGACCGUCAUCGAACCUCAGGACAUCGGCUCCUAUUAUUAUCGGCACUGCUUUGUCGGACGGGGUCUGUACUAAACUCCUGAACUGUUUUUUUUUUCGGUUUAAUUUGAUUGCACUGGUGUAAACUGCUCUACAUCAUAAUUUUGAACUUUAUUACGGUACCUUUGACGAUUGAAAGCUGCAGACUUGCAGAUGAAAAGUUGAAGAUUUGUUGCUGUUUUCUGAAAAUUGAGGGAAGCCAUUCUAGACGAUAUAUAUAUACUUUUUUUUUGGAACUCUGUGUUUGAGAAUUUUUCAAACUUUUCAAUUUCAAAAGUUUGAGUGGCUUUUGGAUUUUUCUACUGCAUUGAAAAAUCGAGCGAUAUUCGAGUAUAAUUAGAACUUUUUAAUUAUUUUUUCCGUGUUUUUCGCGUUAAAUUGGUUUUUCAAAAUCAUUUGAAACGUCUAAAAGAAAAGUUUCAAAGCAAAAAAAAAUUUAAAAACUAAAAACUGGAUUAUUUUUGUCUUACGAAUUUCUGUAUUUUGCAGCGCACGUGGAGUUCUUCGGCAUGGACGAAAUGCUGGGUCCUGUGGCGAUUUCGAUGGUCCGCGAGCAGAUCGACCGCAGAGACCAGGGCGCCGCCAUCUACCGUCUCAUCAUCCGAAUAAGCGACGUUUCAAACUUUCUCUUUCUUGCUUCUCAACCUCUUCGACUUCAGCAACGGACCAUGCGAGUCGCGGUUCCAGAAGACGCGCUAUCCGAGUCUUCGGAUAGGUCGACGCGGCCGCUGAUGAGAGAACUUCUAGAGAUUGUAAGUGUCCUUAAGAGGUCUUUCUGAUCUUUUCCCGGAAGGUCUGUCCGAGGAUAAGUUUCGGCACUUUGCGGCCGGCUCUCAACUCGCCUCGGGUCGAAGAACUUCUGAUGAAAAUCGACGAACAGCCAAUCUACACGCGGUAUAAAGUCGGCAUCAUGUUGUGCAAAGCGGGUCAGAGCACAGAGGAGCAGAUGUACAAUAAUGGUUGGCAUGAUUUUUUUUUUCGAGGGUUCCAAUCAAAUGUUUCAAGAGUCUUCCACGCCUGCUUUCGACGAGUUUCUCGACUUUUUAGGACAGCGAGUUCUUCUCAAGGGCUGGGAUCAAUACAAAGUGAGAAAAAAAGUUUGAAGUUGAACAAACGAAAAAAAAUAAACCAAUAUUACGAAUGGCAAAUGGGAAUUUCAUCUGAAUAGGUUGACUUAUUGUUGGUGCUACGAGAAGAGCGAGUUUUCCGUUUUAAAGAGUACUGUAUGCGAAAGUCCGAGUUAUCUAAAUGGGCUUUUUUUUUUUGCACUCUCGUUGCGUGACGUCAUCGCGAUGUCCAUCUGUGAAUUUUUUUAGGUUUAUUAUUUUCUUAUCAAUUUUUUAACUUUUUUUAAUGAAUCAGAAUGGAUAGAUAAUGUUCUUCGACUGAUUUCUUUCGUUUAAAUCCGUUUCGAUGUUUGAAAGCGUAAAACAAAAACGCGGAGUUGGACGUCGCGGGGACGUCACACAAAGUACACGCAUUGAAUUCGGACUUUCGCAUACAGUAAUCUUUGAAAUUGGAAAACUCAUUGCUCGUUGAAAACUCGUUGCACCUGAGGUUUACAUCUUUAUUUUACUAAACUUUAUAGGGUAAAAAGAAAAAAGUCGAAAACUUUCAGAGAAAGCUUUCUCAAGUGGAACAGGGUUGUUUUUGAAAUUUAAAAACACCAGGAAGAAACCGCGGUUUUUGAGUUUUUUCUGCAAAAGCCUGUCUGAUUCCCUAAUUUGGGAAGCCUAGAAGCUACCUCUUGCUUUUCGAAUACGCCUCUCUAGUUCUAUCUACCAAAACUGUUGUACUAUAUCUGCGAUUUGCGUUCCAAAAAAAUUAUAAACAACACAAAAUCCGCGCUUCGGACUUUUUUCCUAUCAUUUUUAGGAAAACAUGUUAGAAAAUGGUUUUAAAAGAGAGAAAGUUUCAAGGGAGGUCUGGAUACAAGAGGCGACACGACCGGGACGCAUUCAGUCUACUCGGAGUACCAGGCCCACGAGAUCAUGUUCCACGUCUCGACGCUUCUUCCCUUCACGCCCAGCAACCGUCAGCAAGUAAUGUUCUCCUUUCAAAAUCCAAAAAUAUGAAUUUUUCUUCAUUCGCUAUGUGUAAUACUCUUCUUUGUUUGAAAAGUUCCAGAAACUUCAUUUUCCGCUCUUAGACCUACGCUUAUUUAAGGAUAUGAUACAUUUUUUUCUUCGAAAUCAAACAUUUAAUAAUCCUUAGACCAGCUUGCAUAUGAGUUUUAUGUUAUGAUCAUUCAAUCUAUGCAAGUUUCAAGUUUAUUUGGUAAUAAAAAGCGUCAGUUUGAAACUAACUGAAAGAAAUUUUGAGAUAAAAACCGGAAAUGAAUGAUGAAUCCACAACUGAAGUGAUCUGAUAAUAAUUAUUAAAUUCUUUCAAUCUUCCUUUUUUCAUCGAAACUUCUCUUUUUUUAUUCUUGAAAAAAAGUAUGUUCCUUUUUAUGAGAUUAGUCUAAUCAUUACAUUCGUAUAAUUUAAGCUGUCUCGGAAGCGACACAUCGGUAAUGACAUGGUGACGAUCAUUUUCCAAGAGCCUGGAGCUCAGCCGUUCUCCCCAAUAACCGUCCGAAGCCACUUCCAACACGUCUUCAUCAUCGUCAGAACACACAAUGCCUGCACGGACAGCGUCAAUUACAGGUAUCCUAAGAUGAUCCGAACCCUCACCUUUCCAUUUUUCUCUUCAGCGUCGCUGUUUCAAGAUCUAAGGACGUGCCGCCAUUCGGACCGCCUGUGCCGAAGGGAGCCUGCUUUAGCAAAUGUGCAGAGUUCCACGACUGGCUUCUCACCAAAAGUAUUUCGAUGUAUUUUCUCGUCUCUAAAGCCUUUUUUUGGCAGUAAUCAAUGCCGAAAAUGCGGUUCAUCGGUCAAAAAAAUUUGCGACGAUGGCCGCGCGGACGCGGAAAGAAGCUUUGAGAGACCUCGUCGAAAACUACGUCGGCUCACAUCAGAACGAAGGAGCCAGCAAGAUCGCUAGUUCGUUCCCGUCUUUUUCAUGAAUUUCCUCAUUUUCCUUCAAGUUUUGAAGAGGUCCUCGCUAGAAAUUCAGUACAUUGCAAAUCAUUCCUUUCGUUUGACUAGCUUCAAAAAGAUUUUAUCACUUUAUCAUCUUCAAAUUUUAUCCAUAUCAUUAUUCGAAUAAAUAAAAAACACGCAUAUACAGCAGAUCCAUGUUUUUCACUAUUUUUUAAAACUUUGACAGUAAUUCUUUUUGGAAAAGCCGAGUCAGCAGAUAAUCAAUUAAAAACCUUUUCGCUCAAGUAUCUUUCCACUCUUGAGUCUUCGAAGUUUUCUGAGCCUGUCUCUCACAGAAACCCCUAACAGUCCAAUUAAUUAAGUCUCACGUUGUUCAUCAAAUGGUCUUUCAACUCAGCUUUCCUGUUGCAGGUCGGUUUCUCGGCGGCAGCGUGAAACGACGUGAACGCCACAAUCCGAAGCCGUCGCAGGCCCCGAUGCGAGGAGCUCUCUCGUGGCUCGUCGACGUUCAUGACUACUCUACCAACCAGGUCGCUCCUCUCACUCAGCUCCUCUCUUUCAUGCCGCAACUUCAGAGGGUGAGCUGCGUUUUGGGAGUGUCUCAAGACGCCGUCGUUCUUCUCGAAAGGCCGUCUGGAGCCGUCAUUUUCACCACGCCUACUCACUCGAUCAUUGGCUGGGCCAACACAGAUAUGGGGUUUGUUUUGAUGUAUGAUGAUGAUCUGGGAAACUAUCGCAAAAGUUUCUAUACUAGCUACCCUCAGCAGAUUUCACAAAAAUAAUUGAAGUUCUUUCUUCUCGGAAGUCUGUCAAAACUUGUCAAAUCGGUCCCCAGCUUAUUUUAUCCUCAGUUGGGCUCUCCGAACUUCAACGAUGUGGUUUACUAAGUUGGUUAUUGCAGUUUAAAACUUUACUACGACCAUGGCGAUCAGCUGCUGCUGCGCUGCUACGCCGAAACGGGUACUGAUACGGAGUUGAACGAGUUGCUGAGGCGGCUCGAACAGGUCACCAAGGGCGACGAAGCAAAAGAGGCAAGUUUGGCCUCGAAGAAAUCACCUUGUUCGGUUGCAGGUCGUGCUUCGACGACCUCGAACCACGGAUCCAUGGGGAUUCCACGUGCAGGACGAAGGCGUCGUCACGGACGUCGAGAUGUACCAGACGGCGUGGCGAGCCGGAAUCCGACAAGGAAGUCGCAUCGUCGAGGUACUCAUACGGACCAGCACACACUUCCUCGUCGUGUGCUGUCGUGUUCACGAGGUCUCCCUUUGACAGAUAGUCCCCGCUCAGAUCGAUGCGAUGCCCAUGUCGACCCUCACGCUGGACAAGAUCUGCGACCAGCUCGCCGUCAGCGAGUGUGUCCGACUUCUGCUCAUUUCUCCGUCGCAGGAUGGUUCGCCUAGAAGAGGGUCAGUUUUUAAAUUCGUCUUUCAAAUUCUCUAAGUUUUCUUCGCGAAAUCCCUUUGAAGCAUUGUUAAAUUUCAUAAUAUAUGUAGAAUAGAUGAUCUUACACUUUAUCAGAGACAGAUCAAUUCAAAGAAAGUAAAAUGAAACUGUUUGCAGCUGUGAAGAUCCUAACUGUCCGGCUAUGAAAGGAAUCGAACAGAUGCUCACGCCGGACGCGUUUGCGAAGCAACCGAUCACGUAGGUUUUCCUGUCAACGUUUUUUUUGCUAGGAAAAUAUAUAAAAAACUUUUCAUAAAGUUUUUCCCUAAUUUCAAGUUUAAUUUUCCACUUUUCAAAAAGUUUGGUUUUAUGUAGAGUUUUUCAGAAUAUCACCCUUCUUCGAAAAAUCGUAUACCUGAAGCUAGAAGUUUAUCAAUUAUAACCUUCAGAGAUUAUUUGAAAAAAAUGUGUAGGAAAUUUCAAACCUCAAACUGUUUUCAUUCCAAGAUCCCGAUGAUGAUUAUUCUUGUUUCAGGUAUCAGGAAAUGUUCAGGAUGCGAAAUCGGGAGUACGCAAACAGUUCGAGCAGUAGUCCCGCUUCCUCCUUCGACGAGCGGACCUUCAGUUUCAGCACUCGCAAAUCGGAAGCGCGGAACAGCAACUCGAGGUUCUAUUGAGCUUGCUGCCUUCCGAAAGAACGCCGAGAUUCCAGCGUGCCGUCUCCGCGGUCAACAGCCGUCACUAGCAGUUCUGUUCACGAACACAUGUGUACACUGCUCAAUGCUCCGAAGAGUCUCAACCGCGCUCAGUCCGACGAACAGCUCAGGUCUCCGCUGGUCGAGGACAUCGGAAGAAAGGUUUCCGGAGAAGACAGGUCUUGGAGACGUCAGCAAUUGCAGGCUCCGUUGUCCGCGAGGGAGUCGACCAACGACCGGGAGAGCAGCGAGUUGCUCCGCGUACAGGCGCAUCUGGAGAGGACGGUGCAGGAAAAACGGGCCUUGGAGAUGCUCGCUCAGCAGCUUCGCAAACAACUAAUCCAUGUAACAUUUUGUCGAUAAGGAAACAUGCAAACGACAGUAGUGGCCAGCUACUUUUUUUUUCGAAAUUUGUUUAACGCGUUACGCCUAAAACCUCUCAUAAUUAUUUUUUGAAGGAACGAGCUUCAAAGACGAAAAUUCGGUUUUUAAUGUUGUUUAAAAUGUUGAGGUAGAAGAACUAAAUUUUCUGAAACCUAAUAGCAUAGAUAAGCGUAAUUGAAAAGAUUUUUUGAGCUUUGUGACAAGAUUUUUUCUGAUCGUUAAAUAAGAAUAAUUCCAAUUGAUCCCGUUUUUCAUAUGUACCUCGAACAUUUCAAGAGGAUGUUUUCUUUCUUACGAUGAUGAUUCAAAUUCUUACAGGAACGACAAGCUCACGAGAACACCCGACGGGAGAUGGAGCGACUGAAAAAGAUGUACGAAAAGAAGUGA
This is a messenger RNA of Caenorhabditis auriculariae, 10430 nucleotides long. NCBI's taxonomy places the organism in Eukaryota, Metazoa, Nematoda, Chromadorea, Rhabditida, Rhabditidae. The record is from the annotation of a GenBank genome assembly.